UACUUCGGAAAAAAUCUUUCGUUAAAAGUGAUUUGCCUUUGUUUUGCAACGACAUCUUGUUUCACUUGCAAAAACUAAAUUUGUAGAUGCUGUAACUCACCGAGAGAACUUGAUCUCCUCAGAAAUCUCUCUCUCUCUCUCUCUCUGCAUACCGUCAGCUGUUUCACAACAAAUCAACAAAUCUCAGUGGCGACAAUGUGAAUAGGGUGCAUGGCAAUAAAACAAACAUAGAAGCAAACAAACACAUUUUGGUGGAAAAAUGGAAUAAAAACACAAAUUGAAUAAAUUUAAUGACAAAAGAAAUUUUUUUUUUUUUUUUAUUUGGCAUACAUUUCAGUGACAUUUGAAUUCCAUUAAAAAAAAAUAAAAUAUAUAAACAAAAACAACAACUAUGGCAUUUUUGUGUCCAGUGCGUAUGAGGCGUGACAAAAAGAAAGCCACCAAUGCAAACAUUGAACGUGAUUUACCCUUGCCUGGCGGUGUUACUGUUGGCCUAGGUCGCAUCACUGGUUCUUCCAGUAUUGAAACAUUGGUCAGGGUGGGCAUUGAAAAGGAACAUGGCUUGAGUCCCGAUUCCAAAAUGGUUGUUCUACACGACUUCACACCCUGUGUGGACGAUGAGUUGGAGGUAAAACGUGGCCAAGUGGUCAACAUACUUUAUCGUGAAAAUGAUUGGGUCUAUGUCAUUGGUGAAGAUUCGCGGCAAGAGGGCUUUAUACCCUACUCCUAUUGUGCGCCCUACAAUACCCAGUUAGCUGAUAUGGCCAUUAAAAAGAAACUACCACGUGGCGAAGGUGGUGGUGGUGGUAGUGGCGGUGGGGAACAUAGUGAAACAAUACCUUUGAUCCAAUCCAAUGACAAUGCCAAACUGGAUUUAAUUGAAGAGGUCAACAAUGCCCAGGCGGCAUUGAAAAAUGCCGUGGCUGAACUCAACUCCCCACUUCUAAUGGAUGCCGGAGAGUGUACCCCUUUCCACAAGGAACCGAAUGGUCGUUAUAUUGUUCUCUACACUUUUAUUGCACGCGAUGAAAAUGAUUUAUCUGUGGAGAGGGGAGAAUUUGUGACACUCCUAAAUCGUGAUGACAGCGAUUGGUUUUGGAUUGUUCGCAGCGAUGGCCAGGAGGGCUUUGUGCCCUCAGCAUUUAUAUAUCCAGCUGAUAGUGUGCUCCAAACACAACAGAAACUGAUGGAAAAUUCCCUUAGUAAAUCAAAUGGACAAAUAUCCACGGGUUCAGGUGCGGCCCAGGGUAAUUUGAAUUCCUUAAGCCAACCCGUAACCAUGCCAAGUGCUAACACAAAUGGUGGUGUUGAGAAUAACUUGCAGCCAACCCAGCAGCAGCAACAACAGACACAGCAAAAUUCCCAGAAUUCUACGGCACAAAUUCCCGCCGAUGAUGUUCGUUAUGGCACGGAGCUGGUCAUGCUUUAUGAUUAUAAGGCUCAGGCUCCCGACGAUUUGAGUGUGAGACGCGGUGAUUGGAUAUAUGCUGAUCUAAAUAAUCAAACAGUCGAUGGUUGGCUAUGGUCUUAUGCACCGAAGACAAGAAAAUAUGGAUUUAUUCCAAAAGCCUAUGCUAGGCCACCUGCCAUGACAAGCCUUUAAAAAUUUAUUCCAAAACAAACGUACAAUAUAAUUGCAUUUAUUUUAAUUACUAUUUCAUUUUUGAGUAAUACUUUUAUUAAUAAUAUUUUGCAGCUAAAUAUAUAUUAAAAAAAUAUAUCAUUUGUGUACAAUUUGUUGAUGUUUUUUCUCUUAUGCAUGCGAGCAGUAAAUAGUCUUUCGAGUACGAAAUUUACAUACAUACAUCUUUAUGUUUGUUUUUUGGAUAUAAGGUCACUUUUAUUUUUUGUUUGUUUAUUGCUCUAAUAUAUAUUGUUUAUCUUUCUUUCACUCUUGCACAACUUAAGUUUAAAUUUACUAAUUACAAAUUACAAAAAUAUUAAAAUUAGUCUUAAUGUUAUUACAGGUUACUGAUGGUGUAUACAGAAGAUUCAAUGUUGCAGAAAAACAAAUACAUAGUUGACUAUUUUCCUUCCAAGCAAAUACUUUUAAAUAUAAAAAAAUAGGAUAACUUUGUUUUGAGAAUAAUUUGGUUCUUUACACAAAGGUGGAUAUUUUCGAGAUAGCAAUGAAAAGAAAUAUAGCUACCUACAGAUAUAAAGAAAAUACUACUAAUUUAUUUGCAAUGUAUAUAGUAGUAGCAUAUAAUAUCA
Musca domestica (house fly) is the source of this 2214-nucleotide messenger RNA. Its product is annotated as SH3 domain-containing protein Dlish-like. Gene Ontology annotation, molecular function: protein binding. NCBI's taxonomy places the organism in Eukaryota, Metazoa, Arthropoda, Insecta, Diptera, Muscidae. The coding region runs from base 392 to 1603 and encodes 403 amino acids. The transcript has 3 exons. The record is from RefSeq and is a predicted model, not a curated record.